CAGCUACAAUGUAGAAUAGGGAUCAUAGUUCAUUUAACUGUCUCUCCGACACGUGCACAACUUGACACACUAAAGAGAAAUAUGGCGACGUCCCUGAUGCUGAUUAUGCCAUGUUUAUUGUGUUUCUGUUUGCAAUUCACGAUCGCCUCUACUGACGAUGGUAACUGGUGUGGGCAAGAUGGAACAAAAGUCUGUUGUGCUGGUUUUUAUGAAGAGAAUAAUACGUGUCUAGAAUGUGUUGGAGCACACAGUAUCAAUUGCUCCGAACCGUGUCCAGCAUCCUACUAUGGAGGGUCUUGUAAGUUGAAGUGUCAUUGUGUAAUCACCGAGUGCGACAGAAUACGUGGUUGUCCCGAAGAAACUCCAAUCAAUGGAAAACAAGACUUUGUAAACUUUUUAGAAACUCUCAAGGCAAAUCGUUGGGUUGUUGUCACUGUGGUGGUUCUGGUAUUGUUCCUUGUCGUAUCCUGUAUUAUGAUUGUUAAAAACAAACAAAACAGGAAUAACGGAAGGACACAAGGAAAUUACAUCAACCAUUCCCUUCCAGAAGAAGACGGCGAUUAUCUCAAUGUAUUUGUUAUUCCACAGGCGUCAACCGAAUACUUGAACUCAUUCGAGUUAAAGCGUCCUACCGACAAUUACGACUAUCUACACAGAUACUGUAAAAGUGGUAGUUUUAGCGAGACACAAAUUUAGCGAUUUGUCCAUGAAUUAUGGGUAUAUAUAUAUAUAUAUUCAGCGGGAGCUAAUUUUAGUGACCUCAACUCUGUCGCUAAUAAUGCCAAAAUUGAAUCCUCGCUAAAACUUCUACUAGGUUAUAGGUUAUUUUUUGUUCCUAUUGAAAUUAACAUGAUGGAAGCUUUGGAGUAACUAUUAUAUUCAAGCCCCAAUGCAAAUAAUCUACACAUCUUUAAUUUAUUUUCAUGGAUAUAUGUUUUUAUGUCAAGUUGGUUUUUUUGUCAAGUUGAAAGGUCAAUGUUUUUAUAAGAAAUAAAAUCUCAUACGUAUAUACAUGUGCAUAUGGUACAUGGUAUAUAUAUAUAUGAUAUAUUGAAUUAUAUUUGCGUAAGUCACGUGAAACAAAAAGAAUAGUGCGUUCAGUAACACUGCAAGGGCAGUGUACGUACGUAAACAAUACAACAGAGUAAAUGGUGCCGAGAUUUUUCUACUUUCGGACAAGUGCAGCAGACAAAUAUCUAUACAUGUAUUAUUUACAUCUAAAAGUAUUUAAAGGGGUUUUAAAAGAUAGGUAAUAGAUAAGGGGUCUGCUAUUUAUUUAUUUGUUGUUGUUUUUCUAAUGGAAUGUGCACCCACAAUUUUCAAAUCCGAUAAAUGACUUUACCCGUUAUACUGUAUCAUUGUAGCAUCGUAGUGGAUUCGUAGUGCCUGGAACAUUCUCACGAUUCUUGAAAGCGUUACAAGUGUUUUAUUAAUUUUCAUUCUGUGCGGUCGUUAGUGUAUUGCCUAGAUGUAAUUUAUCGAGUGGAGUACAACUCUAGUGCUAACAAUUAAUACUGUCUACUUUUCUAAACAUUGAACAGAUGUGUUUCUAGUAAUGGUACUAUUUCAAACGUUAUCACUUUAUCUGCUUGAUUUACAUAUAACGAAUACUGUUGAAAUUAAUCUAUUAUUCGAUAGCUCUCCAAAAUUUAUGGUGUCCCGAUAGGAUCAUAAAAUUUUGUAAAAGUAUGUUGUCACACAACACGCCGUCGCGUUAGCACAACUUUACAUCAUGCGCUGUUGCGUUAACACAACUUUACAUAAUGCGCUGUAGAGUUAACACAACUUAGAGGGACUGAUUCACGAUCUUCCCCAAAAUUAUCUUUUCCCUUUUUAAUCAUCAAAAUCUACUGUCUGUGUUUAAAAGAUUUCACAUAAAAAUUAUGGUUAUACAUUAUCACAGAAGCUCAUUUAUAGAGAGUUUAUUAUUUGUUUUGUAAACAAAGAUUGCGUUAUGUUAUUGUUUACAAAAUUUUCAAAAGAAAUGGAUAUCGAUCUAAGUUUAUCAUAUCUUCCACAUUUCAAGCAUUUUUGGGGUAAAAUAUGUCAUCUAAAAGUUAAAAUUUGUGACUAUGCAAAAUUAAGAUGCUUUAUAUUACAAAAUCAAUAUUUCACUUGUUUGUUUGUAUACAUAAAAAUACUCGAGUCUUUGUUUACAUAACGCAGAUUUAAGGCUACAAUAUUUGCUCUUAUUCUUGCAUUCAGAAGGUCAAAAUGUUGGCUGUCAACAUUAAAUAAUUUAUAUUUUUAAUGUUUAACAUCGAAAACAAUUUUUUUUAAAAUCAAAAUUCGUUAACCAGUCCUUUUAACACAAUGCGCCGUCGCGUUAACACAACUUUACAUAAUGCGCUGUCGCGUUAUCACAUAACAUGACAUAGGCGAUACGCCGGGUCAUAAAAACCUUCACCGAUAUCGCAAGGAAAUAUGCACGCGUAUAUUGCCCAUGUGUUUGGCCGUUUUAUACUGUGACAGUUACAUCAUAAUUCAUGUCGAGUUUUCGAUUCAAAAUAGUCUAUACCGACUUCCAAAAAGUCGAAUUUUUGUUAUAUUUGUCGCGUUUGUUGAACCUACUGACUUCACCAGGAUGAAUACGGGCUAAACCCUUACUAGAUUUUAAGCUUCAUCUAGACCUACUCGUCUGAUGAUGUCCCUAACAGUGGUGCUAUGACCAUUUUUGAACACACUUUUUUCUUUUUAAUUGUUUUCAAUCAGCCCACCCCUUUUAAUUACUUUGAACUUCAUAACCGAUUGCUUACAUGUAAAACCCAUUUAUCAGUUUCCAUGAUUCUGUUUUUUGCACGUCUACCCUAGACAUGAUCAGUACGGGAAUGUCUGAUGUUGAUUCAAUUUCCUAGGCUGCUUAUUCUUUGUUUUUGUUUGGAGUUGGUCCAUUUUGUUAACUUAUUCAAACUUGUUGUUUACAUUAUCUUUCUCUCAAAUUUUGUUCAUUUCUUACUUCGUUUACAUGGCUUAUUUUCAUUUAUUUAUUAUUAUUUUAUUUUUUUGUAUUUGUUACUUAUUAUUAUCUUUUUUAUAAAUUAUUUAUUCUUAAUACAUGGUUAAAAUAGAAUCUCUCUGGAUACGACUUAGCUUUACUAUUUGUCAACGUAAUUGGGUUAACUCGUUCCACUUGAGAUUAAUUAAGUUUAUUGUUUUCCAUUUCGGACAUUUUGGAUCAGCUCUUUGUCCUAAUUCGCUCCACUUUUAACAUUGAUUGGCAAGCCUAAAGACCAAAACACAUGUAGUCUGCGUUGUAAAUACGUUUGUAGAUUAGUGUAGUUGUAGUACUAGAUGUAUUAUAUGUAGUUUUUGUUAUUAUGCUCUGUUGAUAUUGGCCACAUUAUGUAAUUCUUUUCGUUUGUCCCGAAAAUUUGACAAUCUGGUUGUUCGUGUCGUUGGUCAUUUUAGUGCUUUGUAAAUUUUUUUGUAUCUGACCUUGUAUCCAUGUUGUGGAUCCGACACUUUGAGGUAUCGGGUGUUGUUGGAACUUUAGUGCUUUUAUAUAUAUAUAUAUAUAUAUAUAUAUAUAUAUAUAUAUAUAUAUUAACAUUACAAGUAUUCAUAACCAAUUACACUCAUUCAUAAUAUGUACUGUAUCUGGUAUAUGCGGGGGAAAAAUAUGCUCUAUGUACUAAUUAAUAACCGCGUCAUUACGUAGUUUCGCGGCACAUUUAAGUUAUUUACCUAAAUUACUCAGUUCUUUGAUGUUAUUUACACUCAGAAGCCUGGUCAAUUUAAAUACACUUGGUUUUGCAUAAUAGAAUUGUUUAAUAUAUAUUUUUUUAAAUUCAUUAUAAAGUGCAUUAGAAUGAAGUGGAAUUCGUCUGCAAUAUCAUUUAAAUUACAAUAUUUACAAAUCCUCAUAUUUCUGGGAAUAUUAUUAUGUCUACCGGUUUCUAUGCAUAAUGAAUGUGACGAGGUUCUAUAACCAGUAAUAAGCUGCUUACUAUACGAGUCUAUUGGUUUUGUUAGAUAAUACUGUACACAAAAAUUGUCAACAAGGUGCCGGUAUAGCAUACACUUUGAUGAACUUUCAAAACUACACAUUAUAUUUUGUCUGUAUAUAUCUAACAUUUUGUGUUCGAUAAUUUUAUAAAUAUUUUGGUUCCUAUUGUGGUCCCACAAGUAAGUUAAACCCAGAUUAGACAAUUCUUCUUUCAUUAUAGCUAACCAGUUAUUAUUAUAAGUGAACAUGUCUUCGUAACAAGCCUUUAAAAUACAAUUGUCUGUGUUCUUGUACUUGACCUUUGGUUAGUAACCCAAGGGCUAAAUUCACUUUCAGUUCAGCUUAUUCUCUCAAAACCAUGGAAUAGUACAUACGCACUAAAAUCAUUUACAUCAAUGCAUUAUCGCAAAUCUUGCUUGAAGGUAAUUCCACACUUUCAGAAUUGUAGGUUCAAUGUCAUAUUUGAUUGUUGAUUCUUCAAAUAAUAUAUCUUAGUAACAAAUAAAAAUGAUAUGUGGUUAAAUCUUUAUGGUUUCAUUACCAUCAGUAUUAACAUGACAUUUCCAAGUGUAUAUUUAUUUCAACUAUUGUAUUUUAUAUCAUUUGAUUGUACCGGUUGAACUUUAUUAAUGCACAUCAUGUUUUAGAUUUUAGUAAUUUUACUUUACAUUAUUAAUGUUUUGCUAGCAUUCUUUUGAUAUCAUCUGUCUUAAUGCUAUAGCAUGCUGUAUCAUUUUUAUUGUGUGCAGCGCUUUAGAAUGGUUAUUUAUGAUCAUAUAAGGCGCUAUGUAAAUAAAUAUUAUUAUUGUUAUUAUAAAAUUAGUAUGUUGCGGUAUUAAUAAUUUUUUUUUUUAUCGAUUAGCAUACAUAUACAUUUGUACCUGUAUCAACGUCAAAAAAUUGCAAUUUCCUUAAACAGCAUUAUCAAAAUUUCACAAAAACUGGUUGAAACGAUAUGAUAGUAUUCAUAACAAUUUCAUGAAACUGUUUCUUUAAGAAAUAUACAAAAUGUUUGUGAAAACUAAAGGAAAUCUAUCGCACAAUGGACUUGAUAAAUAAUUUAAUGAAAACAGAGUUAUUGCCCUUGGAUUCAAUUGCUUAUUCAUAUAUUUCGACAUAUUUUAUGGUUAACAAGAUUUUUUACAAUAACUAUAGAAAAAGACUCCAA
Molecule: messenger RNA, 5114 nt
Organism: Ostrea edulis (European flat oyster)
Lineage: Eukaryota; Metazoa; Mollusca; Bivalvia; Ostreida; Ostreidae
Product: N-acetylglucosamine-1-phosphodiester alpha-N-acetylglucosaminidase-like
Exons: 5
Coding region: 82-696 (204 amino acids)
Source: RefSeq, a predicted model, not a curated record